Molecule: messenger RNA, 7005 nt
Organism: Branchiostoma belcheri (Belcher's lancelet)
Lineage: Eukaryota; Metazoa; Chordata; Leptocardii; Amphioxiformes; Branchiostomatidae
Product: sodium channel protein 1 brain-like
Exons: 30
Coding region: 1392-6506 (1704 amino acids)
Biological process (GO): membrane depolarization during action potential; sodium ion transmembrane transport; neuronal action potential
Cellular component (GO): plasma membrane; voltage-gated sodium channel complex
Molecular function (GO): voltage-gated sodium channel activity
Source: RefSeq, a predicted model, not a curated record
CUGAGCCGUUGAGAGGUCUAUAGGUGACGAAGAUGACGCAAUAGACGUGGUACAGAGAAUCCUGGCCUAACUUCAGAGGGGAAACAUUGGGCACGGUCCAAGUCCAAGUCCGCGACCGUAUACAGAGCGUAUGAAAGCAUCGAGGUGUUUCAUAUAUGUCCCUGAAGCAUUGCCGACAGAAAGGGAUCCGUCGAUAACCAACCUGCCUCCCAGACUUUUAUCGACAGAUCUAACGGCUCACAUCCAACGCGAGCCACCCAAGCUCUACUGCUUAUCCUUUGUCUCUCGUGCGGCUUGUGGAGUGAGGAAGCAUGCCUAACUAGCUAGCCGGGGCGCGCACUAGAUUCCACUCCAACAGUUCCUGGCAUCGGGACUUUGUAGACCACAGACGCUGAGGCGCCCGCCGUGCCGUCCAUACAGAUUCCAGGAAAGGAUACGUCUGAAUUUUCUCCUGAAACUCUUUUAAGGAGAAUUCGCGGUCUACAAAACGACUCGUACAGAGAAUAGUGUGGAGAGAGCAAAAAGUGUGGAGAGGUUCCCGAAAAACGUGUGGCGACAUUCCCGGAAAAAAGUGUGGAGGCAUUCCCGGAAAAUUCCCGGAACAGUACUGUGACUGAAGCACUGCGGCGUGUACAAUCCGGACUCGGCAGGUGGAGAGACGACUAACAUGCAUCGUUUUCUACUCGGGUGGGAUGGAAAACGACUCAUCGCAGGGAUUCCAAAGAACUGACCUAAGGACGAAACAAUCUUAUCCCCCUGCUUUUUUUCUUCUUAUAUUAGUAGCUGAAGAUCAAUUUAUGGAUACAAAAUCCUUCAGCGAUCGUAAUAAGUGCGUGGAAUGCAAUAACUGUACACGCCAGGGGGUCUCUGCGUUACCCGAGGCAUGUUUUCCUGCUGCCGAUGUAAGAAUUCCACAGACUUGGAGAUGUUGGUGAUUACCAGAACUGCCAGGCUGACAGCUGGGUGCUGUGAGUGUUCCGGUGUCCAAACCUUCUCGUCAACAGAGUGCGUUAUCUGAGAAGAGUAGGCGGCGAAUUUACGGCAACUGCAACUUUUGACGCUUUCCUUUUCCCGCCGAGAAAAGAAAAAUGCGGUAGUUUAUGGUAACAUUAGAUGGAUGAUCGUCGUCACAGGCAUUGUGCUCGAAAUGACUACAGGAUAGGCCGCAGUGUGAACUAGAGGGACAGAGAUUGGUGACGGAAUCUGACACGGCUUCUGAAAACCAGAGAAAGCAAGAACGUGGAAGCAAGAACUGAACGUCAUGUACAAGCAAAACAUCGGCGAGGCUACGGGCAAGAGAGGGAUGGCGAGGUGUGGCAAUAGAAGACACUGAAGUACGUGUCUACUUUUGAAGACGAAGAAUAAGAAGAAGAAGAGGGAAGAUAAGCAAGAUGAACCGGUCCAACAUGAAGAGAAAGUCUUCGGCUAAGGGGAAGAACAUCACCUUCAAGUGCCCGGAUAAGGUGCUGUGUGUGGUCGUCAACAGGACGUCCUCCACCUGCAUCUUCCGUUUCCCGGGCGACAAGGUACUGUUCUGCCUGGGACCACUCCAUCCCAUCCGGAGGAUAGCUAUCUGUGUAGCAACUAACAAAUAUUUUGAGAUGUUUGUGAUGUGCACCAUCCUCAUCAACAGUCUCAUCCUGUCUUUGUCCAGGCCCAUCCCCAUCACGGACUAUGUGUUCAUGGCGAUCUACACGGCGGAAAUGGCUAUCCGGGUGGUGGCGAGUGGCUUCAUCAGGCGGAAGCACUCCUAUCUCAGGGACAUGUGGAACGUUAUAGACUUUCUCGUCAUUUUUCUCGCGUAUGCAACCCUCUUCGGAGACUUCAGCAACCUUUCGGGCCUGCGCACUUUCCGAGUCCUCCGGGCCUUAAAGACGGUCUCCAUCAUUCGAGGUGACACGUCUUCCUUUGAAGAAAACUAUGACCCGGAACCAUCCGGCUCUCAGGACUUUUCUCUGGGUAUCAACGGGUUGAAACAGGCCGUGCAAGCGCUACUGAAGUCCAUGAAGAUGCUUCUGAACGUCUUGACGCUCAUCCUCUUCUGUCUCAUCGUCAUCGCGCUGUUCGCCCUGCAGCUGUACAUGGGCGUCCUCACCAACAAGUGCGUCAGGAACAUCCCGUCAAACGUCACCAACGUCACUCACGACUUCUAUCAUUCUUACACUUGGAAUAAAACAAAUUGGCAGCCCGGCCGCGAAGACUGGAAAUUCCAGGUCUGCGGAAAUGUGUCGGGGGCAGGGACAUGCGCGGAAAACUACACGUGUCUAGGAGACAUCGACGGUAAUCCAGACUACACGAGCUUCGAUAACUUCGGCUGGGGGCUUCUCAUGUCCUUCGAGCUGCUAACCCUGGAUUACUUCGAAAACGUGUAUGACUUGGUAAUGCGCGCAUACGGUCCCUGGAAUAUGAUUUUUUUCGUGGCGGUGACGUUUUUCGGGUCGUUCUACCUGGUCAACCUCAUGUUGGCUGUGAUCGCCAUGACAUAUCAAGAACAGAAGAGACAGGACAUGGAGCGGAAGAGGAAGAUGCUGGAACAAGUUGAGGCUCUCAAGAAGAAUCCUGUGGCUUUGGCUGAGGCCAUAAACAACUUGCUGAAACCCGUGGAAACAGGAGAAGAGAGCUGGAUGCUGAAAUUCAGCAGAAAGCCGUACGAAAUGUGGUACAUUCUCGAGGGAGCGAAAUUAAUUGCACUCACCAAAGAGAGGCUCAGUCUGCUAAACAUGCAACUUAGGCAAAGAUUUCGAAAGAGAAAACUAGCCCAUCUCCGGAAAAUCGCUAAAAGUGCCGGCAGGCCGGUGGUGGAGGAAACCCAGCCGGUGGAAAUUCCGCUUGUGGAGCAGAACUCCACGGAAGUGAACUCCACAGAAGCCAGUGCUGAAGGUGGGCCGAGGAACUGCUGUGUGGGACCCUCUCACUACACAUGUAUAACCGUAGAACCACCGGCAUCGCCGCUACGUCAUCAGAACACCAAUGGCUACGACAUGGAGUAUAUCAAAUCGACGUGCAGUUGCCACAGAGACCGGUCACUGCAGAGCCAAGAAAACAACGUACCGCCUGCGUCCGCCAUCUUGGCUAUGAGCGCAGCAUCCACGACCAGUCCUAACGGCGGAGCAGAGCAAGACGAAUCCACUGAAGGAAAGUCCUGCCAGGCCUUGAGGAUAAAGAAGGAGAAGUGUGUGUCCUUCUUGUUUGACUACUGCUGUGAGUGGGUCUGCUGUUCCUCUAGCUGCUGGAGCAAAUUUCAGCACUACGUGGACAGGGUGGUGUCAGAUCCUCUCUUCGACUUCCUCAUCAUGAUCUGUAUCCUCAUCAACACCGGGUUCCUGGCGGUGGACCAUCACGGGAUGAGUCAAAGCUUGGCGAAAACUCUAGACGACGGGAACAAGAUUUUUACGGCGAUCUUUACGGCAGAGGUGCUGUUGAAGAUGAUGGCCUGGACUCCAAAGAAGUACUUUCAGGACUACUGGAAUGUUUUUGACUGCUGCAUCGUGUUCAUCAGUCUGAUAGAGUGGGGACUAGAAGGAGUAGAAGGGCUGUCGGUACUGCGCUCAUUUAGAUUGGCACGAGUGACAAGAGUGUUGAAGCUGGCUAAGUCAUGGCCGACCAUGCAGCUUCUCCUGACCAUCAUCACUAACAGCAUCCAGGACGUAGGGGGCCUUACGUUCCUACUAGUCGUCAUAAUCUACAUCUUCAGUGUGUUGGGCAUGCAGAUGUUCGGCCAGGAUUACAAAGACAACUACUUAAGGUUACCUGGGAAGGAGGUUCCUAGGUGGAACUUUGUGGACUUUCACCACUCCUUCAUGAUGGUGUUCCGGGUCCUGUGCGGAGACUGGGUCAAGCCGCUGUACGACUGCAUGGCCGUGUCAGGGUACGGUUGCGUCAUCAUGUACGUGGCCGCACUGGCUGUCGGGAACUUUGUGGUUUUGAACCUGUUUGUCGCGAUGCUCUUGAGCUCCUUUGCCUCGGAGGAACUCAGCAGCUUUGAGAACAACACCAACAGCAUCCAAGACGGGAUGAAGAGACUUAAGGAGAUCUUCGGCCUCAACGGUCUCUUCAACAGCUGCAGAAACCCUAAGAAGCAGAAGGACGACAACGUCAUAACAGUCGACAGAAAGAAUCUGCUAAAGUUCCUGCACGAAAGAACUCACACCAAGUUGUCCCUUGUGUCGGACAAGAGCGAACACAGCGUACAGGACUGUUUUCCCUCAGUCUUCAUGAGGCUUCGGUGUUGGAAGAAGUUUAGUAUGAGCAAGUUCGGGAGACACUGGGCCAAGUUCAGGUUAAAGACUCUCAAGAUCGUCGACAAUAACAUCUUUGAGGGAUUUAUCUUAGUCGUCAUCCUAGCCAGCAGUAUAUUACUGGCAUUCGAUGACAUCUACCUGGAAACAAGGCCGACCCUCCAGAAGGUGUUGGACAUCCUGGAUAUCAUCUUUGCUUUUAUUUUCCUCGUAGAGAUGCUUCUAAAAUGGAUAGCCUACGGCUUUGUCAAAUAUUUCACCAAUGGCUGGUGUGUUCUUGACUGUGUCGUGGUUGCGGUAGGUCUACCCGUUUCGUUGUUCAGCAUAGCUCUUGAAUCUACCACCAAGUCGGCUAACCUGUCGGCAGUGAGGUCUCUGAGAGUCUUCCGGGCACUGCGGCCUCUAAGGGCUAUCUCCAGGUGGCAGGGUAUGAGGGUGGUGGUGAGCGCCCUCCUGCACGCCGUGCCCGCCAUCUUCAACGUCCUGCUGGUCUGCGUGGUCUUCUGGCUCAUCUUUGGCAUCAUGGGCGUCCAGCUCUUCUCCGGGCAGUUCUUCAAGUGCCUGGACCACGAGGGAGAGCGGAUCCCUGCCACGCUCAUCAACGACAAGACGGCCUGCCUCGGCGGAAACUUCACCUGGAUCAACUCCAAGGUCAACUUCGAUAACGUGGGAGCGGCCCUAUUGGCACUCUUCCAAGUGGCUACUUUUCAAGGCUGGAUAGAGAUCAUGCAUGAUGCAGUGGACGUCAGAGGGGUUGACAUGCAGCCGUCACGUGAGGCCAACCCGUACAUGUACAUCUACUUCGUCGUGUUCGCCAUCUUUGGUUCCUUCUUCACUCUCAACCUCUUCAUCGGCGCCAUCAUCGACAACUUUAACUCACUCAAGAGGAAGUACGAAGGUGAGGGGUACCUGGACAUAUUCCUGACGUCCAACCAGAAGAAGUACUACAACACGCUGCGGAAACUCAGCGACAAGAAGCCUCAGAAAAUCGUCAGUCGUCCAAAGAUAAGGUGGAGGGCCGCCAUCUUUGAUUUCGCCCUCAGUAAGGAGAUGGAAAUAGCGGUGAUGGGAGCUAUCGGGCUAAACAUGGUUGCCAUGGCAAUAGAACACUACCGGCAGACAGAGGUCAUCACGCAUGUCCUCUGGGUCAUUAACCUCGUCUUCACGGGCCUGUUCACGCUGGAAGCCAUCGUCAAGCUGAUUGGGAUGGGGAACCAGUACUUCCGGUUACCGUGGAACGUUUUUGAUUUCUGCAUAGUUGUUCUGUCUAUUCUAGGUUUUCUUCUGGAGGAUGUGUUGAAGAGCAGGUUUCUGACGCCGACUCUACUGAGGGUGGUUCGCAUAUUCCGUAUCGGGCGGGUACUGCGGCUUAUCCGCGCGGCCAAGGGGAUCAGUCGCCUCCUGUUCGCGCUGCUCAUCUCCCUCCCGGCGCUCUUCAACAUCUGUAUCCUCCUCCUCAUCGUCAUGUUCAUCUUCAGCAUCAUGGGGAUGGUCUCCUUCACGCACGUGCAUCACGAAGGCAUGCUGGACGAGAUCGUCAAUUUUGAGACGUUCGGGCGGUCCAUGAUGCUUCUCUUCCGCCUGACGACCUCAGCCGGGUGGAACGACAUCCUGGAGCCGCUGAUGAAAUACUGCGACACCAGCGAACCGACGCACGACGGGCUGUGCAGCGGCACCACCAUCCCCGCGCUGUACCUCGUGAGCUACAUCAUGGUCAGCUCUCUGAUCAUAAGGAACAUGUACAUAGCAGUGGGCCUGGAGGGCUUCAACCAGGCUCAGGAGCAAAAACACGUCGGGAUCACCGAAGACGACUUUGAGUCCUUCUACAUGGUGUGGCAGAGAUACGAUCCUGAUGCCACGCAGUUUAUUGAUUAUACACUAUUAACUGACCUCGUGGACGAACUAGACGAUCCACUUCGAUUGCGUAAACCGAAUAAUAUCAAGCUUCAGACGCUGGACAUCCCCCUGGUCAGUGGGGACCGUGUCCACUGUAUAGACGUCCUGAAAGAGCUGACCACCUUCACGUACAAGCGCCUGUGGGGAGACGUGGAAAACACGGACGAGUUUGGAGAGAUCAUGGAUCAAAUGGAGGACACGUUCAAGAAGUCGUUUCCCACGAGAGUGAACGAGGUCGUGGUGACGACCACGGCACGCAGGGAACGAGAGUUCCGUGCGGCGGUUUUGAUACAGAGGGCGUUCAGAAACUAUCAGACGGCGAAGUGGGCCGAACUUUUGAAAAGCUUCACGAUUCACGAGACGAGUGUAUGAUACACGGAUACCCUUUUUCCUAUAUGUCUAUAUCUUUGAAAUAUGCACGCGUCAUGCUCUGUCAGAUUGACAGGUAGCGCGUACUGCGCAUGCGGGGCACACUGCAGUACUGUGUCGUCCUUUGCGCAAUGCACCAUGGGAACAUCGGUGCGAUACCCUUUUCAAAAUGGCGGGUCUUCAGGGUGAGACCAAGCGCAUGAUCACUCGGGGGCGGCAGCUUUGCAAUCAUACUAACCUUCAAUUGCAAAACCAUAAUGCUCUCACCCAGAAAAGAAGCACUUUCCGCAGCUGAAAGCAAACAAACGAAACACCAACAUUUCUUCCCAAUAGUCCUGCGAAAACAUUUUGAAAAAAUUGUUAACGCUACGUACUAUGUGUACGAAAUCCGUCUGCUUUGACUAUUGUAUUUGAUUUCUUCUAAAUAUACUACCCUCAGAUAUUCACUAUUUAGCAGUUUGCAUUUUGUACUUCUUCACAAUGAAUGAAAAGGCUUCUGUAG